AAAUGUUACUCUGUCAGACAUGCAAAAGAAAUCUAAUGUUUCUCUUGCUCUGGCUACUGUGUAUAGACCACCAGGGCCGUAUACAGAAUUCCUGAAAGAAUUUGCAGAUUUCCUCUCAGACCUUCUAGUUACAGUUGAUAAGGCGCUAAUCAUGGGAGAUUUUAAUAUUCACGUUGAUAAUGCAAAUGAUACAUUAGGACUUGCGUUUACUGACCUAAUAAACUCCUUUGGAGUCAAGCAAAAUGUCACCGGGCCCACUCAUCGUUUUAAUCAUACACUAGAUUUAAUUAUAUCGCAUGGAAUCGAUCUUACUGCUAUAGAUAUUGUACCUCAAAGUGAUGAUAUUACAGACCAUUUCCUUGUAUCGUGCAUGCUGCGUAUAACUGAUAUUAACUAUAUGUCGCAGCGUUACCGUCUGGGCAGAACUAUUGUUCCAGCCACCAAAGAAAGAUUCGCAAAUAACCUGCCUGAUCUAUCUCAACUGCUAAUUGUACCCAAAAAUACACACGAAUUAGACGAAAUUACUGACAACAUGGGCACUAUUUUCUCUAAUACAUUAGAAGCUGUUGCCCCAAUCAAAUUGAAAAAAGUUAGAGAAAAACGUACUGUACCAUGGUAUAACAGUAAUACUCACUCUCUCAAGAAAUUAACUCGUAGUCUUGAACGCAAAUGGAGAAAAACUAACUCAGAAGUUUUUAGAAUUGCAUGGAAAAACAGUAUGUCUAGCUAUAGACAGGCUCUAAAAACUGCUAGGGCAGAGCAUAUACACAAACUCAUUGAAAAUAACCAAAACAAUCCUAGGUUUUUAUUUAGCACAGUGGCUAAGUUAACAAAUUACCAGAUGCCACCUGAUUCAAAUAUUCCACCAACGUUAAAUAGUAAUGACUUUAUGAAUUUCUUCACUGAUAAAAUAGAUAACAUUAGAAAUACAAUAGCGAAUGUAGAUUCUACAGCGUCUAACACUUCAGUUUCAUCCAUCGCACCCAAAGAUAAACUGCAGUGCUUUACAACCAUAGGACAGGAAGAGCUAAAUAAACUUAUCACUGUAUCUAAACCAACAACAUGUUUAUUAGAUCCUGUACCCUCAAAAUUACUGAAAGAGCUGUUACCUGUAGCAGAAGAAACGCUUCUCAAUAUCAUAAACUCGUCGUUAACUUUAGGACACGUCCCAAAACCAUUCAAGCUGGCGGUUAUCAAGCCUCUUAUUAAGAAACCAAAACUAGAUCCUAGUGUACUGGAAAUUAUAGGCCUAUUUCAAAUCUUCCAUUUAUGUCUAAAAUUUUAGAGAAAGUUGUGUCUGCUCAAUUGAGCACCUUCCUGCAUAAAAAUGAUAUGUAUGAAGAAUUUCAGUCAGGUUUUAGGCCCCACCAUAGCACAGAAACUGCACUUGUUAAAAUUACAAAUGACCUGCUCCUUGCGUCAGACCAAGGCUGCAUCUCAUUUCUAGUCUUACUUGAUCUUAGUGCUGCGUUCGACACCAUAGAUCAUGACAUACUCAUAGAUCGAUUACAAAACUAUACAGGUAUUCAAGGGCAGGCUCUAAGAUGCUAGAUCCUACCUGUCCGAUCGCUACCAUUUUGUUUACUUAAAUAGGGAGUCAUCUCAUUUAUCAUCAGUAAAAUAUGGAGUGCCACAAGGAUCCGUCCUAGGUCCCCUUCUAUUUUCAAUAUACAUGUUGCCCCUUGGUAAUAUUAUUAGAAAAUACGGAAUUAGCUUUCACUGUUAUGCUGAUGAUACUCAGCUAUAUAUCUCAACGAGACCAGAUGAAACUUCCCAAUUAUCUAAGCUAACAGAGUGUGUUAAAAAUGUAAAAGAUUGGAUGACAAAUAAUUUUCUCCAAUUAAAUUCGGAUAAGACAGAGAUACUAAUUAUUGGACCAAAAAACACUACACAGAAUCUUGUAGAUUACAAUCUGCAACUAGACGGAUAUACUGUUACUUCCUCUACAGUCAGAAAUCUGGGUGUUAUAUUAGACAGUAAUUUGUCUUUUGAAAAUCAUAUUUCCAAUGUUACAAAAUCUGCAUUCUUCCAUCUUAGAAACAUUGCCAAGCUACGAAACAUGGUAUCUGUUUCUGAUGCAGAAAAGCUAGUUCAUGCAUUCAUGACCUCUAGACUGGACUAUUGUAAUGCACUUCUAGGUGGUUGUCCUGCUUCUUCAAUAAACAAGCUACAGGUAGUAGCAAGUCCUUACCAGGUCAAGAAAAUAUGAUCAUAUUACCCCAAUUUUACAGUCUCUGCACUGGCUACCUAUUAAGUUCCGUAUCAGUUACAAAUUAUCAUUACUUCCCUAUAAGGCCCUAAAUGGUUUAGAUCCUGCGUACCUAACUAGCCUUCUACCACGCUACAACCCAUCACGCACCCUAAGGUCACAAAACGCUGGACUUUUGGUAGUUCCUAGGAUAGCAAAGUCCACUAAAGGAGGUAGAGCUUUCUCACAUUUGGCUCCCAAACUCUGGAAUAGCCUUCCUGAUAAUGUUCGGGGUUCAGACACACUCUCUCUGUUUAAAUCUAGAUUAAAAACGCAUCUCUUUCGCCAAGCAUUCG
Molecule: messenger RNA, 2544 nt
Organism: Carassius gibelio (silver crucian carp)
Lineage: Eukaryota; Metazoa; Chordata; Actinopteri; Cypriniformes; Cyprinidae
Exons: 2
Coding region: 20-1285 (421 amino acids)
Source: RefSeq, a predicted model, not a curated record